CCAGCUCAUGUUCGAGUCGUCGCUGCUGGCCUCGGGCUUCUCGCUUGAGGACCCGUCGCAGUUCUCGAACCGCAUCUACCGCAUGAUCAAGCUCGGCCUCAGCCUCGACGAUGACGAGGAGGCCGUUGCCGGCGAGGGCACCGACGCUCCUGCUCUGGAGGAGGUGACCGAGUCGAACAUGGAGGAGAUCGACUAAACUGCCCAAAACGCCUUUCUUACAUUAUCCCUUGAUGUCUUCUAAAAAUAGUAUCUCGAUAUCUGGCAGCGAUGGUGCAUCAUGUCCCGGUUAGAACAGCCGGCUACCUGCUGGUCACUUGCGAUGCUGGCGCAAAGCUGGCAUGCCUUCCCUCAACUACCAAGCAGAAAGGAUAAUUGCCGUCUUGCUGAAAAAAUUUCAGUCUAUUAAUAGGGCAGUGUCUAGAGCUCUGCUCCCAGGCGUAUGCGCCUUCGACGUCACAGCUUGCUGCUGCCGGCGACAGCGGCGGCGGCGACGAUGGCAGAGCGAUCUGGUGACAGCACGCAGUUGAGGUGCUUUCUCGCGCGCCCUCUCCUCUUUUCUCUUCUCCACGUUAAACCAUUCUGCCUUAUUUUCUAUUCCAGUCGCUUCUCUCGCCAAGAGCAUUCUAAAAUUCAAAUGAACAGCCGCAAAAAGCACAGAUACAGCAUUUUCUCAGACAAGGACCUGCGGGUCGUCAAGGACAGGUACAUCGACCCGCGAGUGGAUGUGACGGCAGUGACGUCUGAGCCGACGCAGAAGCUGCUGGCAGUCGGCUACAGCAACGGCAGCAUCAAGCUGUUCUCCCCCAAAUACCCGUCGGCCAGCCGCCUGCAGACAAAGCGCACUGACGGAAUCCAAUUCCUCUGCUUUGUGCCAAACACACCGGCGCUGGCGGCCAUCGACACCCAGGGCGUCCUGUGGGCAUUCGACACAGACACGCUGAGCGUGUGCUACGCGUACAAGCUGCCGAGCCUGCCCACAGCCAUGUCGGUUCUGCAGGGCACGGGCUGGCUGAUGGUGGGCAGCGAGAACGGGCGCGUGUACUUUGUGGAUCUGGCCAACGGCAAGAAAUCCGACUACUCGAUUGCCUGCUAUGCGCUGUCGCCCAACAUCCCCGUGGCCAGCGUCGAGUCGCACCCGCUUGACAGCGACCGCAUCCUGGUUGCGUAUGCGGAUGGCGGGUGCAUCGUGUGGGAGCUGCGGGGGUUUGAGGCAAGCGAGAAGGAGUCGAUCAAGGAGGGGUUUGUUUUUGACCACCCCAGCAGCCUGAAGCGCUCGGUGCGUGUGCCGUCGGGCAUCAUGGAGCCGGGCUCGUCGGCGAUGCCGCGGGUGGGCAGCGUGCAGCUGGUGGAGCCGCGGUUGACGGGUGCCAGCUGGGCGCCGUCUGGCAGCCAGUUUGCAGCAGUGUACGACAACGGCGUCGUGUGUGUGUUCAGCAUCGGCGACGGGCCGCAGCCGGCGGUGGCGCGAACGAUCGAGCACGCUGAUAUCCUGGCCGGUCAGAUCAGCAACCGGGACAUCAGCGCUCCUCUGCGGUGUCUGGGUAACGUGCGGUGGUGCACCCACGCCCACCUGAACCAGUCGUUCCUGGUGGUGUGCUCGGGGUCGUCGGUCACGUUCAAGCAGCUCGUGCAUACCCUGGCCACGGGCGACCAGGCUGGCCACAUCAAGAGUGGGCGUGAUGUGCGGCCCCUUGAGCGCUACGAGAUCGACUCGUCGAUGAUGGCAUUGGCACCGCUGCCGCUGCGGUCGCCAUGGCGCAGCGGUAAUGACGGCGUCCAUGGCCUUGCCAUUACUAUUGGGCGGCCCAGCGCUGUGCGCGUGCUGACCGUCGACUCGGCCCUGCGGAUUGCUCGGUCAACCAGGCUGCCGGGCGAGCUCUCAUGGUGCUCGACGCCUGCAACGGUCGCGCGUAGUGCCAAGGGCACGCUCAACCUGUCCCUGUUUGAUGCGCUGCCAAACACCAUUGGCGACGGUCUGUUUGGACCGGAUGGCGGCGCGUCGGAGCGCGGACUGUCGCCAGGCGACAUGACCAAUGGGCUGAGCCAGCUUUUAUGCUGUGCUGACACGUCUGGGCAUGUGUCGCUGUGGUGCUCGUACUCGCACGACCUCGAGCGAUGCAUUGGGGUGUGCAUGAACUACAAGUACGUGGCGAGGCUGCUGGGCAUCGAAGGUGAGAUCACGUCGAUGGAUCUAUACGCAAGCAGCGGAAUGUUGGCCGUGGGUACUGGUAGCGGCGAGACGCUACUGUGUGUGAUUACUGAGGAUCCGCGCAUCGUGCUGUCAAAGAAGCAAACGCCGCUCGAGGAGCUGCGGGAGCUAUCGCUGGUGUACUACCUGGAUGCACAAGUCAUGAUUGAUCAGGCCAUGAAGGCCAGCAUCCAGGAAGAAGACGAGGAGGAGCUGCAGCUGACCACCGAUGAGACAGUGUCGCCGUCGGAGACUGUGUCCAAGCCGUCUGAUACUAGCGAAGGGUCUAUGAAAGAAAACGACAGGGCGUGCAAAGAGCAAGAUGAGGCCCUUGACCAGCAAGACAAGGCGCAGGAGCCCGAUGGAGGUACCCAAGAGCUAAUUGAUAUCCCGCUUUCGCCUGCGAGUUCCAAGCACAGCUCCACCACCAGCUCUCGCCGUAGCUCCAGGCGCAGCUCGCUCUUGAACAGCGCCACCGGGCUGGGCUCGCGCAUGACCCUGCAUGUCCGGCAGCGGUCCGGGUCCCUGCACGAGGGCCGACUCACCCGCCGCCUGUCAAAGUUUGUUGGCCGCCACACCUCCCUCCCUGGCGAACUGCCUGAAGAGGACAAACUCGCUGGAAUUGUUGCUGCCGGACUUGGCGCUGUUGACGAGUCGCAGGAGCUGGGCAGCGGUCUGGCGGCUGCAAUGGGAAUGCCGUCGCGGCCCAUGGUGAUUGACAGCACGGUUUGGGCAGCACGGCGCACCAGGAUCAACACGGAGAUGUCAGAAAUGGUCCAUGGGCUGCGGUUCUCGGCGACUGAGCGCGAGAUGGUGUCUGACAUUGGGUUGCCAAACAAGCCAACCAGAGCAAACAUGCCGAAUAGCCCAUUGGGAUCGGACGACUCGCCCAUGUCGCCUGGGCUGGAGCAACAGACGCCGGUGAUUCUGCCGUUCAUGCUUGCGCGGUUCCACAAGCGGCGCAUCAUCGAUGUCAUCGCUGGCUACGAUGGUGUCGUGGCAGUUAUAUACGAAGGCGGGGUCGUGGUAGUUGUCGACUGCGUGAAUCAAGCUGUGCUUCUGGCGGACAACCUGAAUUUCGAGCCACAGGCAGACCAAAAUGUGCGCGAUAUCUUUGGCAUGGCCAACCUGGGCAAAAAGACAACCAAGAUCCCAGAGCAUAUCACUGCCGCCAAUAUUGUGCGGCUGCCGGUCCGCGCCAGCGGCAGCAAGGAGGCGGCGGGCAGCUCAGGUGCUGGGAGCGACGAUCAUCUGAUUAUUGGCACAUCGCGCGGCAACGUGUCGCUUUACUCAAUCUACGGCACGCUGCCGCCGCAGGCCAAGCAGUGGGCGGGUAGUGGUGAGAUCAUCUACCUGGAGGUCGCAAGCCUGGAGCCGUCUGUUCUGGAGGAGGACCCAGAGCUGCCACCCCACCUGCUGAUUGUGGCCACGCGCAAGCAGAUCACGAGCCAUGCAGGCUUCACAUCGCUGCCCCUGGCGACGCAUUCGGCGCCAGUCGGCAGCCAGUUCGUCAAGGUGCGUGCAGUCAAGCUGCACACGGGCUGGCACGGGCUUGUGGCCAUCGACAGCCACGGCAAUGCGUCACUUCUGUCAAUCCACAAUCUGAGCUGCGAUGCCACGCAUGCAAUCCCGGGCGCCAAGGAGAUGAUCGGCAGCUGUGAUAUCCAAAUCAACUCGCACGGACACAUUUCGUUGCUUGGCCCGCAUGCGCUGCUGCUGCAGGCAUCGGUGGUGGAUGGGUUCAGUGUUGGUGCCGGGUUUGACGAUUCUACUGGCCGCUCGAUGUUCGACCAGACUGCCAAGGCCCCAGAGCGGCCGGUGCGGCCAGCAUCGCUGGCGUCAUGGUUUGGUAGCAUGGUGGCCACGCCUAAAACCCCUGAGGAGGUCAGCGGAAUGCUCGACAGCCACCACCGCGACUUGCUGCGGAUGGGCGGCACUCAGCCCGGUGCCCGUCUGCACAAGCCCCCAGCGGCCCUAGGCCGCACAUCUACUGUGCACUCGGCCAGCGGUCGACCAGCAGGUAAUCGCAAAGGGCUGGGCCGGUCAGCAACGAUACACGGAGCGACAGACACGGCAGGGUUCUCGCAGACGCGCAAUAUGAUGGAGAAGCGCGGACAGAUGCUGGAGGAUUUGGGGCAGAAGAUGGAGCGGAACGCGCAGCAGUCAGCAAGCUUCCUGCAGGAAAUCAAGGCGUACAAUGCGCAGCAGGAGGCUAACAAGAAGAAGCGGUUUGGGCUGUUCUGAAAGCUUUAUAUUUAAAAGUGCUUAAUAUGACAUCAUUAGGUGGCGACUGCAAUAGCCUCAUUGAAUUGUUCUGUUCUGUAAUUCCGGGCUACAGUCAUUGGCUAUAUGAUUGGUGACGACGCCUGGCCCGGCUGCCACGCAAUACACACAAUGUAUCUUUUGUCGACAGCGAUACAGUAUUAGAUGUGUACGUAUGCUUGCCUCUCGUUCUAGUUUUCCGUUGUAGGUAUAGGCUUCAAGACCUCUCCC
Linderina pennispora is the source of this 4681-nucleotide messenger RNA. Its product is annotated as WD40 repeat-like protein. Gene Ontology annotation, cellular component: plasma membrane; cytoplasm. The transcript has 2 exons. Lineage: Eukaryota; Fungi; Kickxellomycota; Kickxellomycetes; Kickxellales; Kickxellaceae. Bases 440 to 4432 code for a protein of 1330 amino acids. Gene Ontology annotation, molecular function: myosin II binding; syntaxin binding; GTPase activator activity. The record is from RefSeq and is a predicted model, not a curated record. Gene Ontology annotation, biological process: regulation of exocytosis.